CAUAACGAAAUAAUGGGUGUCGCAAUUUUGAUAAGUAGUUUGUUCCUGGCAAUAUUUGUUACCAUCGAAGCGUCCGAUUUUCUAUACCAUUCACCCAUGGAGGCGACUCAUAAACAGCAAUGGGUCGAUUCUCAUAACUAUUACCGCCGGAAUGUUAGCAAUCCUGAAGCCGCAAAUAUGAGACUGAUGACCUGGGAUGACGAACUUGCAGCCUUUGCUGAAGAUGUAGUGAAAACAUGCAAUGUCCAGCAUAAUGUUUCCAGUGAUCUGAAGACAAGCGUAUUUUCAUACAUCGGGGAAAAUCUUUAUGCUGGAGAAGCAUAUUAUUUUAAUGAAAUGAUGGGAAAAAACGGAAUAGUGAAACUUUGGUAUGACGAGAUCAAGUACUAUAACUAUGUAACCGCUAGUUGUCAGUCUGGACAACAAUGUGGGCGUUACACUCAAAUCGUUUGGGCAGAAACAUACAAGGUUGGAUGUGCGAUAGGAAAAUGCAAAAACAUCGGAGGCGGAUAUGGAUCCAGCCUUGUCAGUUGCAAUUAUGGACCUGGUGGCAAUAAAGUAUUGGCAGGCGGCGGUGCUUUCAAACCAUACAUCUCUGGUACACCAUGUAGCCAAUGUGAGACAGGGGAUCUGUGUAUAGAUCAACUAUGCAACAAUACAGGCAGGGAUGUUCCUUUCACAAUUGCGACAACAAGUGCAGAAAAUAUCGUCACUACUGGUAAACUAGGUGAUACAACCCACGAUGGUAUAACUGCAAUUUCCUCGACAACACAAUUGAUUGAGACGGUUUCAACUUCAAAUACUACAAUGGUGACCAGCACGGAAGGAAACAAUGGAACGGCAACUUCAUCUUCCGAUCGCGUUCAAGCCUCCCAGACCAAAAUACUGAUGAUAUACUUGUUGCUCGUCCCCUGUUUCAGCAAAAUGUUUUAUUCCUGAACUUUACUGUUUCUUGCAUUUUUGGGAUGUUUCAUAUGUAGUCUUCUAUUUUGUAUGCUUGUAUGCUAUUUUGUAUGCGAUAAUUUCCACGCCCAGAAAUGUUCUCCUAUACCUUACC
This is a messenger RNA of Styela clava, 1057 nucleotides long. The record is from RefSeq and is a predicted model, not a curated record. NCBI's taxonomy places the organism in Eukaryota, Metazoa, Chordata, Ascidiacea, Stolidobranchia, Styelidae.